AACAGUCCAGUUUUGCCCCGGCAGGCGUUUUUGCGGAAUGUGAAUGAACUUGGUGCAACUGUUUUCAUUGUUUGUGUCAACAACAUUAGUGCACGAAAACACCAGAACUUGAAGGAGGCAACAUGUAGUAGUAGUUCCUUCGAUGCCUGUGCACAGGUAGUCGCCGUCAACCUUGAUGACAAUUUUUUCCCGAACAGAGCACAAGCAGCAGCGGCCGUGAAUGGGCGACAGCGCAACCAUGGACGCUGUGGUUGCAGUGGCCAUCAGUGUGCUGGCAGUGGUGUUUGUUGGCUCCCUGGUGGCACUGAUCAUAGUUUGCCGCCACAAAUAUUGCUCCAACAAGGACCACCUCUCACGGCAGAUGCAAGAUUCCAGGCCAGACAUUCACCUGAUUCAUGGACAAGGCGACAGUAAUGACGUCGAGCUCGAUGAUGUCAGACUUCACCCGGAUAUUGAGAAGAUCCUCGCCGACGAGCAAUGGGUGGACGAUGCAACGGGUUUGAUACCACACUGCUUGUCCAUUUUAAAGGCAUGCCAUCAGCUGACAGAGCGGCUGGUGACGCUCGCCGUCAGCUCGCCCUCACAACCUACGCAGUCGCAAGUCGUAGAGAUGGCCUCCGCCGCGCGCAGGGUCAGCCCUCGUGUCGACGAUGUUAUCAGGGCCAUGUACCCACCGUUGGACGCUAGACUUCUUGAGGCAAGAUGCCGUGCAGUGAUCCUGUCUGUGGUACAUCUCACGCUGGUACUACGAACAGUGUGCAACAUUCCUGCAACACCAGCAUGGAUUGAGGACUACUCAGCUGACAUGGAAGCACACAUGCAGGUCCUCCGAGAUGCUGCCAUGGUUGCCGACAUGAUGUCCCAUCAAACUUGUGAUCAACCAGUAAUGGUGCCGACUACAAACCACUUCAGCGCAGCCUGACUCUUCUGAUAGGAGAGUUUUACUCCAGCUUCAAAUGUUCCAAUGUUUCUGUGUGCUGUUAUGUCUUUCAGUGUUUAUCUGAAUACCGCUGUGCUGUGUCUGCUGUUCAUAAGGGGACCACAAAAUAGGCAGAGUGCAUAUUUGGGUCUGGAACCAAUGUCCGCUUCAGCACAGCAUGACUACUCUCACAAGGGAGAGUUGUCCUCCAACUUCAAACAUUCCAAUGUUUUUGUGUACUGUUAUGUCUUUCAAUGUUUACCUGAAUGCCACUGUGUUAUGUCCACUGUUCACGAAAUAGGAACAGUGCAUAUUUGAAUCUGGAACCAGGGGUGUAGCAAGAAUACAUAUAUAUAUAUAUUUUUUUUUUUGGGGGGGGGGCACUAUAAGUAUACUAAAUUAAGGAGGAUUUCACCCCCCCCCCCCUUUCCCAGAUGCACUAAGAAGGGUGCGGGUUUGGGGAUUUGUACCCAAAAAUGCCACUUUCUCAAACCAGUAAUCACUUAUUCAGUGCAGCAUGACUCUUCUCAAAGGAAGGUUGUACUUCAGCUUGAAACAUUCCAACAUUUCCUUGUAUAGUUUUGUCUUUCAGGGUUUAUCUGAAUACUAUUUGGCAAGAAUAAUAUUUCGGGAGGUUCUAUGGAUACAUUACAUGAAGGAAAAGGACUUCACCCUUUAUUUCCCUUUCCCAAAUACAGCAUCAAAUGCACCAAUCUGUGGGGUUUUUACCCCUUCCAACUGCCACUGUCUCAAACCAAUAAGGACUUCAGCACAGCAUGACUCUUCUCAAAGGAGAGCUGUACUUAAGUGGGGAACAUUUCAGCAUUUGCUUGUGUACUUAUUUCUUUCAGCGUUGAUGUGCAAACCACUGUGUUAAUCCUACCGUUUAUAAUGAUACUACAAAAUAUGCUGAGUACAUAUUUGGAUUGGGAACCUAGAAGGUCUACAGCACAGCAUCUUCUCAAAGGAGAGUUGCAAACCAGCCUCAGACAUUCCAACAUUUCCUUGUACAUUUCCUUCUUUCACUGCUUAUCUGGAUAUCACUGUGUUAUAUAUACUGCUCAUUGGGGUACCACAAAGUAGGCAUAUUUAGGCAUUAAAUAGGCACAAAAGAGGCAUAUUGCAUAUUUGGUAGCAAGAUGAUGACUUCAGAAGAGGUUCUGUCUGUACUUUACAUGGGGGAGGACUUCAUCACUGUUUUCCCUUUCCGAAAUGCACAAUUGAUACAAGUUUGGGGGGGCCCUGAACCAAACCUCACAGCCCCCUCAGGGACGUCAGAAUGUUUUCAAAUAUGGGGGACAGAAAUAAUCCCGUGGGGGGGGGGGGGGGGGCUGUUAAACAUACCUGGUGUGCCUUCUUGUAAGGAAGGUAAUAAAGCGAGCUAUGAAUGGUGAUAAUACAAUAAUGGCAAUAAAUGCGAAGUGGUGAUAUUUGUACAAAUUGAGGCGGAGGCAUUGAGGUGGACGAGUUCGGAAUUUGCCAUCUGCCUGUCGUAUAGUUUUGUCGGAUCUCUUGAUCAUUGUUUCGUUGAUGCCCACAGAAGUAUGCUAUGCGUGACAACCACUUCGAUGAGUCGCCAUGCAAUCGACAAUUUUGCAAAGUUGCAAACUGCAUGUGAUUGUAGAAGUUGGGGGGGCAGGGAACCCCCCUGUUUCGACGUCCCAGACCCCUCUGGCGACGUCACUGUCUCAGACCAAUACACACUUCAGCAUAGAAUUCCUCUUUUCAGAGGAGAGUUGUACUCCAGCACCCAACAUUCCUUUGUACAGUACUGUUUUUCAAUGUUUAUCUGAAUGACAGAGUUAUGUCCGCUGCUCUUAAUGAUACCACAAAAUUGGCAGCGUAGAUAUUUGGAUGUGGUACAGCUCCUGACAACCUUAAUAAUAACACUGAAAAAAAAAAAUUCGGUCUAAUUUCCGAGCACUGAGGGGAUGUUAAGUGAACAAAAUCCUUGCAUUAAACUAACAGAAUAAUUUUGUUCAACUAAGAUUUCCUCGUUGCCCCAAGGGUUGCUGUAAUCGCGUUCGGCAACGAAACGAUAUUUUUUUCACUGUUACUAUUAAGCUUGACGUGAGCUGUAACAAUAACCACUUCGGUGCAGCAUGACUCUUCUCAAAGGAGAGCUGUACUGCAGCUUCAAGCAUUCCGAAACUUCCCAUUAUAGUUACGUCUUUCAAUAUUUAUCUGAAUACCGUUGCGUUAUAGGUACUGUGCAUGAUAAUGAUAUACCACAAAAUAGGCAGAGUACGUAUUUGGAUCCCCAACCAAUAAGGCUCUCCUUACAUUAUUUGCCCACAGGAUGUUAUGUGGCAAACUUGAUGCUGCUCUUUGGGCAGUCAUUGUAUAUGUGCGAAUUGAACUUUUUUUUUUUUUCUACGGGAUUUUCAUAAAGUGAUGACAUUUGUGCUGUACAUCUGAAAGGGU
Molecule: messenger RNA, 3343 nt
Organism: Ornithodoros turicata
Lineage: Eukaryota; Metazoa; Arthropoda; Arachnida; Ixodida; Argasidae
Product: transmembrane protein 98-like
Exons: 6
Coding region: 221-922 (233 amino acids)
Cellular component (GO): endoplasmic reticulum
Source: RefSeq, a predicted model, not a curated record